GUUCGGUGGAGUAAAGUUGGAUGUACUAUACACAUUUUUUUCUCUCAAAUUAGCCAGGAUACGCUACAAUGUCAUAGCAGCAAGACCAUAGGAAUUCAGAAAGAAACCUGAUUUUAUCAUAGAACACGAGCAUAGAUAUAUCGAUAAUGGGUGAUGUAAGUGAAGAAUCGUUGUUGGAUUAUUUCUACUCAGCCGGAGGGAAAGUAAAAAAUUCAGAUUUAAUGAAAACAUACAAGCCUUUUAUUGGUCACAAGGACAUGGAGCUGCGUGCCAAAUACAGAGAGGAGUUCAAACAGACCAUCGACAGGAUUGCUGUUGUGAAAUCAGAGAAUGGUGAGAAGUACCUAGUUCUGAAGAAGAGAUACCGGCAGCAGAAGCAGGACAGUGAGACAGAGCCUGGGACAGACAGACAGGCCAGCCCUGCCAGGCCAUCGGCCUCAGCCCAGUGGGAUGGGUCAGGGGUCUCGUCUCUCUCCAGUGCCCAGAUGGAACCAGACCUCCAGCCUGAACCGGCCAGGGCAGAGGAGAGGAAGCCUUCCCAGGUGACGUGGUGUGGAAGAGGCCCCAGCAUUACUGUCACAGAGGCACCCGAGCAGGAGCACAUGCAAGAGGAUCAGCACACUGAGAGAAAACCCUCACCGUCUGUUUCGGAGGAACCCCUUGUGCACAGCAACGGGGAGAAUGAGCUAGACAGAGACUCAGGGUCAAAGUCAGAGUCCGAAGAGCAGGAAGAGGAGUGUACGGGCAGUAUGGGCUCCACCCCAGUGGCUCUGGACCCUGUGGAGAAGGAAUGGAUCUACUCUGCUGCGUGUGGCCGUCUCUCUGACCUCGCCCAGCUGCUACAACAGGAGCCCUCCCUGGCCAACAAGAAGGUCUGGGUGCCAUUUACAGCUCUACACUGGGCAGCCAAACAUGGCAAAGAGGACAUGGCUACCAUGAUGGCCAAUGCAGGGGCUGACAUCAACACUAAAUCUGGCUAUACACCCCUGCAUAUUGCAGCAUUGCAUGGCCAUCGAAACAUUUUGGAGCUGCUCAUUGGAAAAUAUGAUGCGAAGGAGAACCUCCGGGACUACAGUGGCCAUCUUGCAUGCCAGUACCUGAACAUCAGGGAGCCUACAGAGGAUGACAGAGCAGCUCCAGAGGAGAUACAAUUCCCUGAGUUCCAUGUGGCCCAGGCCAGAGACCGCAGCAGGAACAGGAAGUUGACCUCGUUGUUCCAGUCCAAGAAGAAGUGGGGCUCAGCGGAGGAGCUAGCCCCUGUAGAGGAGGAAAAGGUGGCACUAGCACCCCAUCAACUCAUCGUCCCCGCAUUCAGACCCAGGAAAUUCUCACGCUGAGAAAGUAGGUAACCAAAUGCCCCAACAUGCAAUGAUGACAUAAGUACAUGUUCAGUCAGUGUAUGUUUAUUUGAAUUUGAAUGUAUGCUUUUAUGGUAUGUAUGCUUGUAUGUCUCGUGCCUUCGGAAAGUAUUCAGACCCCUUGACUUUUUCCACAUUUUGUUACAUUACAGCCUUAUUCUAAAAAUUAUUAAAUAGAUUUUCCCCCUAAUCAUCUACACACAAUACACCAUAAUGACAAAGCAAAAACAGGUUUUUAGAAAUGUUGCUAAUUUAUUAUUAUUUUUAAAUGGAAAUAUCACAUUUACAUAAGUAUUGAGACCCUUUCCUCAGUACUUUGUUGAAGCACCUCUAGCAUCGAUUAUUCUUGGGGAUGACGCUACAAGUUUGGCACACCUGUAUUUGGGGUGUUUCUCCCAUUCUUCUCUGCAGAUUCUCUCA
This is a messenger RNA of Salvelinus namaycush (lake trout), 1778 nucleotides long. Its product is annotated as ankyrin repeat domain-containing protein SOWAHB-like. Bases 147 to 1337 code for a protein of 396 amino acids. The record is from RefSeq and is a predicted model, not a curated record. The transcript has 11 exons. NCBI's taxonomy places the organism in Eukaryota, Metazoa, Chordata, Actinopteri, Salmoniformes, Salmonidae. Gene Ontology annotation, molecular function: protein binding.